This is a messenger RNA of Solea senegalensis (Senegalese sole), 3891 nucleotides long. Its product is annotated as calcium/calmodulin-dependent protein kinase type IV. The coding region runs from base 529 to 1965 and encodes 478 amino acids. The transcript is spliced from 11 exons. NCBI's taxonomy places the organism in Eukaryota, Metazoa, Chordata, Actinopteri, Pleuronectiformes, Soleidae. The record is from RefSeq and is a predicted model, not a curated record. Gene Ontology annotation, molecular function: calcium/calmodulin-dependent protein kinase activity; calmodulin binding; ATP binding. Gene Ontology annotation, biological process: protein phosphorylation.
GCAGCAGCAGCAGCGAAUCCAGCAUACAUCUGGAUCUGGAUCAGUUCUGCCCGAGAACCAGAACAUAAUACCCCGCCCGCCGGGAAUCCUGCUCCUCCUGCAGCCGGGCUCCGGUCCUGAUCUCCGGCCUGGACGUUGAUCGAGAGUCCGGAGACACGGACUGUCCGUUUGUAACGGUAAAAACACGGAGAAACGAUUAAAACCCGGGACGAUGAUGAUGAUGAUGAUGAUGGACUGAAGCUGCGACACAUCUGGACCCGGAGCAUCUUUGGAGGUUUGGUCUGGUUUUGUUUGUCCAUCAUCGGUCCUGAUCCUGGAUUAAAGGCGAUCAGGAUCAUGAAUCAUCCAACCUCCACUGCGAUAAUCCGGGUUUACAUCUGAGAUCUGUUCUGGAUUACUCCGAUCCUGCUCCUGGGCGGGUCUCACAUGACCCCGUCUGAACCGGUCCUGGUACUGCUCCUGGUGUGUUUUGUGGACUAGUCCUGGUUGUGGUGCUGGUCUGGUUUUGGGGACAGUUCUGCUGACAUCAUGCCGACGUCCCGGCCUGGUUCUGAUCCAGUCGAGUUCUGGGUGGAGGGGUCAAGGCGGGACGGGACGGUGGAGGAGUUCUACAACCUGAGCUCCGAACUGGGCCGAGGAGCGACAUCAGUUGUGUAUCGCUGUGAAGAGAAACAGACUGAGAAACCGUUCGCUGUCAAAGUUCUCAAGAAAACGAUCGACAAGAAGAUUGUUCGUACAGAGAUCGGAGUACUGCUGCGUCUGUCCCACCCAAACAUUAUUCAGUUGAAGGAGAUCUUUGAGACGGACACAGACAUAGCUCUGGUUCUGGAGCUUGUGACUGGAGGAGAACUGUUUGACAGGAUCGUGGAGCGAGGUUACUACAGUGAGAGAGACGCUGCUCAUGUCAUCAAACAAAUACUGGAGGCUGUGGCGUACUUACAUGAGAACGGUGUGGUUCAUCGUGACCUGAAACCAGAGAACCUUCUGUACGCUGACCUGUCACUGGACGCUCCACUCAAGAUAGCUGACUUUGGUCUUUCAAAGAUCAUCGAUGACCAGGUGACCAUGAAGACAGUGUGUGGGACACCAGGUUACUGUGCUCCAGAGAUUUUAAGAGGCAACGCCUACGGUCCUGAGGUGGACAUGUGGUCAGUGGGCGUCAUCCUGUACAUCCUACUGUGUGGCUUCGAGCCGUUCUUUGACCCCAGAGGAGACCAGUACAUGUACACUCGCAUCCUCAACUGUGACUACGAGUUUGUGUCUCCGUGGUGGGACGACGUCUCACUCAACGCCAAAGACUUAGUCAGUAAGCUGAUUGUCCUGGACCCUCUGAAGCGUCUGAGUGUGCGUGAGGCUCUGCAGCACCCGUGGGUUCUGGGUAAAGCAGCACGUUUCUCUCACAUGGACACGGCACAGAGGAAACUUCAGGAAUUCAACGCACGACGGAAGCUCAAGGCUGCCAUGAAGGCCGUCGUUGCCACCAGUCGGAUGCAUGAAGGCUCGCGGCGUCGCACCGACAGCUGUGAGAUUCCAGGCUCAGGAGCUUCCAGGCAGAGCAGCAUGCAGCAAGACCCGCCUCAUGAGUCUACAGGUUCCUCCCUAUCAGAUAAAGAGGCCCCGCCCUCUGAUAAUCCAUCACAGAACGAUGAAUCAAAGCCCGAUGACCAGAGCGUCCUCAGCCCCUCCUCUCCACGCAGCCUUAAAGCCCUGACCUCUGACACCGCCCCCACAGGCCCCGCCCCCACCAGACCUCCACUGCGAGCUGAGGGUUUGCGUCAGGUGUCCGUCGUCCCCAUAGAGAAGCCGCUUCAGCCCCGACUGCCGCAAAAGAGUCACUCAGUCGUCGAGCCCUCCUCCAGGCGUGAAGCCACACCUGUGCUGGCCACGCCCCCCAGUCCAAACAGCCUCAGUAAUGGCUUCACACCAGGGGCGGAGCCGGCCAGUAAGAUGGCCCACUGUCAGUGAUCACCUGACAAACAGAGAGCCUCGGUUUGAAUGAAAAAAAACAUUUAACUUUUCACGUAAACAUCUUAAACUAACGUGUUUGUUCCACCUGUAGCAUCAGCUGUUGUUAGCAUGCUAACAGCUGAGCUGCAGGUUUUUAGGUUGUUUGUCUCACAUGUGCUAACAAAGCAUGCUAACAGAACCUGCAGAUGGAGCCACUGAGCUUGUACUCAUUCAUUAACCAUGUUACAGUUUAGCAUGUUAGCAUAAUGACAGAGCAGUGGGAGGAGUUGGAGAUUUGGCGGCCAUUUUACUGAAGUAUCACUGGUUUCAACACAUCUGCUGUUACCAUGGUAACAGACAUUUAACUGAAACUAACCAAAUCUUUUGUUCUUUCACGUCUACUUGUGAUUCCGCGUUUUUCAGAAGCUAAGCUAACGAGGCUAACUAGUGACAGUGCUUAUCGGCUGAUGUCGUGUGUUUCCUCUGUCAUGUGGUCAUGUGACCUGACAGGAAGCUGCAGCUUCAUCACCUUCAUUCAACAGCAAACAAUAAUAAUAAAAGUACACACACACACACACAGACAUUAUCACUGCAGCGCCCCCUUGUGACUCUUUAACAUAAAUCAGUGAAUGUUGGUGAGAAAAACAUUUUCAUGAUUUUCUACGUUUGUUGAUUUUUAAAUAACAUCUUUGUUUACUGAACUGGCUCCACCUGGUGGACACUUCUGUCCCCUCUGAUGUGGGACAAAAAGAGACAGUCUUCUUCAGUGAUUGUAUUUUUAUGAGAUACUGGUAAAGUGGGACAUGUGGACAUGUGAAGGACGAGGAGACAAAGCUCAGCUGAUGAGUGAAAGACAAAGGAACUUUUUUAUUCUUUCUACUCUCCUGAUGACAGGGUUAGUGCAGUCAUCUGGAGUUAACUGGUGAGGGUUAGUUAACCCUAAUGCAUCAGGAUUAGGGUUAGUUAACCUGAUAAGUUAGGGUUAGUUAACUCUGUGUGUAGUCUCCCGCUGAGUCAGCGUGUUGUAUCCGUGAGCUUCUAGUAAAUGGCAGCACUCUUUACAUUGUACACUUUAAUUUGAGACUGACGUCUUCACCUGAGACACACGUCCAUCUGACUGAGACACGUGUCCAUCUGAGACACACGUCCACCUGACUGAGACACGCGUCCACAACGUCAAACACUGGAAAUCUUAGAUCUGACCUUUAACUUGUAAACAGGUGAUCUUCAGAUGUGAGGCCACACCUUCUACCUCUGAGUACGAGAGCUUCCACCUCAGUCACAUGACUCAGUCACGUGAUGAUGCGUUCACACUGAACGUGAGAUAAUUAUUCACAUCACUGUACUGGCGUCUGCUCUCUGUCCAGAUGCUAAUGCUAAGCUGACUACGGUCCCGUGGGCUAAUGCCAUGCUAUCUAUUCUUCUGAGGCUAAUGCUAAGCUAACUAAAUUGUAAACAACUAAAUUCCCGUCACUUGUAAAAAAAAGUGUGAACGCACCUUUACUGACGACUUUAAAACCUGGCUGUGGGCGGAGUCUUUAAUGCUAAUGAUGGCUAAUGAAGCAGCUGUGUACUGGUGGUGGUUUUUAUCGACUGCUGCUUCCUGUUUGUGGUUCAGUCCUGGUUCUGGUUCAGGAAAACAACCUUUGACUCUUUACAGACCUUGGAACACACACACAUAGCGCCCUCUGCUGGUGGAUAAGUGGUAGUGACAGAUCAGGUCUAUGGUUUGUUCUGUUUGAUUUAAAUCUAUAAUCUUCUGUACAAACAUGAAUAUUUUGGCUCUAUUUAUGGUCCUGAGAGACGUGGGCGGGGCUAAUGGCUUUGUUUGUUUUGUGUUUGAUAGUAAAAAAUGUGUAAAGAUAGAAAAACAACUGCAUGUUAUUAUUUAAUUUCUGUUGAAAUCACAUUAAAACUGAACUGAUCUGUGUUCUCUGCUCCUGA